Molecule: messenger RNA, 4902 nt
Organism: Oryzias melastigma (Indian medaka)
Lineage: Eukaryota; Metazoa; Chordata; Actinopteri; Beloniformes; Adrianichthyidae
Gene: tmem63ba
Product: transmembrane protein 63Ba
Exons: 24
Coding region: 378-2897 (839 amino acids)
Cellular component (GO): plasma membrane
Molecular function (GO): calcium-activated cation channel activity
Source: RefSeq, a predicted model, not a curated record
AACACAAGGGGGCGCAGCAUUGUGAUCCAGCGCGAGCGCAUUCUAUACGAUUUAUUUCUAUCUUCGUCAUCCUCUCAGCCAGACUUUGCCAGCAGCAGUUGGACUGGUUAGGCUGGCGACUUACUGUUGUAGGACCGGCUGAUUGAUUAUGCCAGCUUAGUUGUGACAAAUACUAUCUUCUAGCAAGACAACUUCGCGAAUUAGCACCGUUUUGGUAAAUUCAAACGUGCUAAGCGAUUCUUCGUUUAAGUUAACUCCCACUUGUUUGCUUCAUCACAGAGCUAAGUUUGGCUAAGUUACAUGCUAGCUUUCACAAGCUAAGUGCGACGGCUUCUUCUGUCUAUCGUAUUAAGGUUGUCGGCAUGCUGCAGUGAGGGAUGUACAGAGUGUUUGUAUUUACCAUAGUCUUUUUGGGGGUCCAAGGAAGCUCUAGUGUAGUGAGCACCCCCACCCAGGCGCCCAAUGAGACCUCCAAGGACUACUGUUACUCCGCUCGCAUUCGCAGCACUGUUCUUCAAGGGCUGGCCUUUGGGGGGGUGCCCACCGUCCUCGCCCUUGACUUCAUGUGCUUUUUGGGGCUUCUGUUUUUGUUCUCCAUCUUGAGAAAGCUUGCGUGGGAUUAUGGGCGGCUCGCCUUGAUAGCAAAAGAUGACAGUGAAAGAUCAUUGGAUCAACGAUACUGCCGUCUGGAUGGUCGAGAAUAUAUGUCUGCUGGGACAUCAGAAGUGUCUGAUCGCUACGAGCGGUUUUCCUCAGUUUCAAGCUCAGUUGAGUUUGACCAGACAGAUAAUGGUUUCUGUUCGUGGUUAACUGCUGUUUUCCGCAUCAAGGAAGAUGAGUUGAGGGAAAAGUGUGGCGAAGACGCGAUACACUACCUGUCCUUUCAGAGGCACAUCAUCGGCCUGCUGGUCGUGGUGGGCGUGCUCUCUGUGGGCAUCAUCCUACCUGUCAAUUUCUCUGGGAACCUACUAGAAAAUAAUGCCUAUAGUUUUGGGCGAACCACUAUAGCAAACUUGGAUGUCAGCAAUAAACUGCUUUGGCUUCACACCACCUUUGCAUUUCUCUACCUUUUACUGACGGUGUUCAGUAUGAGGCGGCACACAUCCAAAAUGCACUACAAGGAGAAUGAUCUGGUGAAGCGCACUUUAUUCAUCUCGGGCAUUUCCAAACUUGGAGAGGAGAGGGAAAUAAAGCAACACUUUGAGAACGCGUAUAGUAACUGCUCAGUCGUGGAUGCACGCCUCUGUUAUGAUGUGGCCAAGCUCAUGUAUCUUAACUCUGAAAGAAAGAAAGCAGAGCGCAGCAAAAAGUUCUUCAUUGACCUGGAUAAACAUAACACAGAACCCUCCAAGGUCAACCCAAAGCUGUGUGGACACCUUUGCUGCUGUGCCAUCAAAGGCUGUGAACAGGAAAAUGCUGUGGUCUAUUAUACCAGACUGGAGGAAAAAAUAAGGGAAGAAUACAGGGACGAAAGAGAGAGGGUCAAUAAAAAACCUUUGGGAAUGGCCUUUGUUACUUUCCAGAACGAGACCAUAACUGCUACAAUUUUAAAGGACUUCAACGCUUGCAAGUGUCAGGGCUGCCACUGCCGCCGGGAGCCCAAAAGCUCCAGCUUCAGCAAAAACCUGGAAACGCACAAUUGGACCGUCACGUAUGCCCCCCACCCUCAAAAUGUUUACUGGGAGCAUCUGUCAGUAGGAGGAGUCAAGUGGUGGCUCCGCUGCUUUUUGAUCAACUGUAUCCUCUUCCUCCUCCUCUUCUUCCUCACCACUCCAGCCAUUAUAAUCACCACGAUGGAUAAGUUUAAUGUUACUAAACCAGUGGAGUAUCUUAAUAAUCCAAUUAUCACCCAGUUUUUCCCCACCCUCCUCCUGUGGUCUUUCUCCGCCUUACUUCCUACCAUUGUCUAUUACUCUGCCUUCUUUGAAGCCCACUGGACCCGGUCAGGAGAAAACAGGACCACCAUGCACAAGUGCUACACCUUCUUGAUCUUCAUGGUUCUUCUGCUGCCCUCUCUAGGGCUCACCAGUCUAGACGUCUUUUUCCGUUGGCUUUUUGACAAGAAGUUUUUGGCAGACGCUAAAGUGAGAUUUGAGUGUGUUUUCCUUCCUGAUAACGGAGCGUUCUUUGUGAACUACGUGAUCGCGUCAGCGUUCAUCGGUAACGCCAUGGACCUGCUGAGAAUCCCCGGUUUGCUGAUGUACAUGAUCCGCCUCUGCCUAGCUCGCUCAGCGGCAGAGCGGAGGAACGUCAAAAGGCAUCAGGCUUACGAGUUCCAGUUUGGAGCUGGAUAUGCCUGGAUGAUGUGUGUCUUCACGGUGGUGAUGACCUACAGCAUCACCUGCCCGAUCAUUGUUCCCUUCGGGCUGAUGUACAUGCUGCUGAAGCACUUAGCUGACAGGUAUAACAUGUACUAUGCCUAUCUACCAACCAAACUGGAUAAGAAGAUUCACUCUGGAGCUGUAAACCAAGUGGUAGCAGCCCCCAUCCUCUGCCUCUUCUGGCUUUUAUUCUUCUCCACCGUUCGUUCUGGCUUCUCUGCUGCGACAUCCAUGUUUACAUUUGUGGUUUUGAUCAUCACAAUAGUCGUCUGCCUGUCUCACGUCUGCUUCGGACAUUUUAAAUACCUAAGUGCUCACAACUACAAGACUGACAAGCUGGAGGUGGUGGACGUGGUUGAGAAUGGAGCUGCUGCGGCGAUCCCCAAACCCAGCAAGCAAAUGUACAUCGCUCAGGUUCUUCAGGACUCCAGUGCCGAGGAGGCGGGAUCAGGCAGCAGCGAGGACGAAGGCCAGGGGUCCUUGCAGGACGAGGAAUCCCACCAUGCAGAAAACAGCAUUAAUGAGGACUUCCAGUCUUGCGAGGACAGCCUCAUUGAGAAUGAAGUGCGGCAAUGAAAACCAGCGGGAACGGAAGGAGAAAGCCGGAACUGAACUUGAUGCGUGCACUGAAUGAAAUGUGGAGCAGAACUAACAGUUCUCCAAAGUUUCCCGAGCUCCACUGAGGGACCUUACACCGACUAACACGAGCAUGGUUUCUAUCGAGGACUACAUGGAUCAUCUCAAGGACAGGUUUUCGUCGGGUCUUUUGAGAAAAUCUGUCCACACAAAGACUUCCUUCUGCUCCAAGUCCAUGAUCAGCUGCAGGAGGACCAGGCUGGGAGAAUCCAAAAACAUCCUGUUUGUUAUUCCUCUUUCAGCAAGGCAAAGGAUGUGGUGUGUAUGUCUAAAACCUUAUUGCACUUGAAAGAGAAAAAACCUCAAAGUUUCACUAAGGUACUGCAGUGCAAAAAUGCAAAUUCCAAAGAUGUUUGGAAUAUUUCCUGUACUACUUCUGCCAGUAGGUCAAGCCUUCUGCCCUACACGCUAGCGAGUAAGCAGCUUAGAAGAAACGAGCAGAUCGGAUCAUCUUAAGUGAUUCAUUCAAUUCCAGUAAAGUCUUUGCGGGAAAAAAUACUUUCAAAAUGUGAAAAAAAGAAAUAGAUGCUACUAACACUCCUGAAAGCUUAGAAACUAACUAAACACUGGGUUUAUUUAUAUUUGACCUGCUGCCGUAGACGACUUUCCCUUUAUCUAUCUUGUAAAGAGACGUGCACUACACUGAUGGAAGGAUCUGUAAGGAGCUCAGUGUGAGUCUAUGUAGGAACUGCUGCUAUGGUUGCACCAGGCUGGACAUUUGUGGAUCAAAGCAGGACGAGGAAGGCCUUUUUAUCUUCUACUCUCCAGAUUAGCAUUUUCAUCGGUCGAUUAUCUUUGUUUACAUCUCAUCAUGUAGAAAAAUUCCAUCUACUUUUAGUUUUAUGAUUUAAUUUAAUUAAAUCUGAUCAGACUCUGAUGCUAACAUGUUAAUAUGUACACUACAUCUUUGUAGACUUGUCGUUUUUGAGCUUUGUUACAGUUUUCAGAAAUGUUAGAACUAAGCGUUGAAAUGUACUUUUUUUGUUUUCUAACUCAGAUGAUGCUUUUUUUUUUUUUCUUUUGGCAAAAAUAUCAUGUAUUUUCCGCACUGGAUAUUCUAGCAGUUACAGUGGAUGAGCAACAAUGAACUCCUGCUCUUAAUUAGUCAUGUUUUGAUCAGAAAAGGAGAGAUUCUGCAUGCUGCUUCUGGAGUUUUGAAGAGCUCGGCUCUAAGCAUAAAGACCAACCGCAGACAUGCUCCAUCCUGACUGGAGAUAGUUCUCAUUUGACCCAGACACUUGGGUUUUUUAGCUCUUUAAGUUCCAAUCUUCUAGCAACAAAUAGUAGAUUAACGUGAAAAAACUUUUAUUUGAAUUUACUCCUCCAUUGGCACAUUAGAAGUUGCUUGUUGGACUAAAAAGAGUUGACUACUAAAGACGAGCACCACUACAUGACUGGAACACUACUGUAGUGGAACCAGAGUGGAAGUCCUGUACUAAACCUGUGGUCACCUCUAUGAUGGACUGAGAAGCACACGCGAUUCAUGUCGAACUAAGAAUUUGUCUCCAUUUUCAGUGUUCUCAGAGUCACAACGACGUGCUUUUUAUGUUUUAUACCUGAGAUGUCUUUUAAUCUCUGAAUGUGUUUCUGUUAAAAAAAGGACAAAAUUCCUUUCUAACAGCUUCUGGGUUUUCUCCCGCUGAAUGUACAGUUCUAAAACCAAAAGUUCUGCAUAGAUACACGUGGCCUGAAUUAAGAUUGUUGCUGCCUUUUAAACGCAGUUCUCUUUCCAAGCAUUAAUCAUAGCAGUUGUAUAUUGUAAAAAUGGUCACUACAUUUACUUUCACUACUUAAAUUUGUGUUAAAAAAAAUAUGUUGAAUUUCCAGAACUGAUUUGCUUUGCUGGGAUAUUUUUGUAAACUGACAAGCUAACAAAUGUUACCUGCUUGUUUCUACUAUGCAUCAAACUGUAGUAAAAUGCCUCUCUGCCUGAAAGUGUCUCAAA